GACGCGUUGACCCGCAGGAUCCGUUUAGCUACGAGACUCAGUGCGCGCCGGAAAGCUACACAUUAGCAAAGCACUGACACGAACCAAAACAUAAGUAAGGCAUGCAUGCAACCUUGUAAUCCGAAGUCAAACGCGGUUUAGAGUACCGUCUCCAAAAUGUUUCGAGGGGCAGAGGAAUUAUAAAACAUUGUUUAGUCAAGAGAAAUUGUCUUCUUUUUUUUGCGCUCUCAACUUACGGCUAAAUCAGGCCCAGGUAGCGUUAGCUGUGGAGCGUCCUUUUUGAUUGCACAGCAAAUCAAGGAAUGAGUGAUGACCUCUGUGGUGGUGUCCGACGGAGGAGGGAAUAUAGUGGAGUAUGUCACGAUGGUGGAGGAGCCUCAACAAUGUGAGCAGCAGCCUGCCGAGGAAGAGGAGGACGAUGUCGAUGCUGUGAUUGUGGGAGGAGGUGAGGAGGCGGAGGAAGAUGAAGUAAUACAGCAGGCGGUAGAGGCAGUGAUUGUGGGAGGAGGUGGAGAGGUGCAGAAGAUGGGACGUGUGGUAGCGCAGGAGGAUGGCUGUCCUGCAGUGAUUGUGGAGGAAGUGGCCAGCGCCCAAGUGGAGGAGUGUUACUCUGCACAGGUGUUGGUGUAUGAUGAUGAGACUUAUCUGAUGCAAGAUGUUGCUGAGGAGCAGGAGGUUGUCACAGAAGUGGCCGAUACAGUGGAGAUGUCGAGUCAGGACAUUGUGUGUUUCGAUAAAACAUUUGAAGCAGCUGAAGCUCUUCUGCAUAUGGAGUCUCCCGGAGGGUUACAUGAUCGCAACACAGCAGAUGAUGUGAUGAUGGAGACAAUAGUGGAGGUUUCAACAGAGUGUGGACCUAUGGAGGAGGAAGAAUCCUUCCCCAUCCCGCCUGAUAAUGAACCUGUUGCCAAAAAGAAGAGAGGAGGUGGACGUAAGACAAAGAUGCACCAACCUACAUCCAACGGGACCUUUGACCUAGGGAUUAAGAAGAGACAGAGGGAAGGAAAAGGGAACACCACCUACCUGUGGGAGUUUUUGCUGGAACUAUUGCAGGACAAAAACACAUGUCCUCGCUACAUUAAGUGGAUGCAGAGGGAAAAGGGCAUCUUCAAAUUGGUCGACUCCAAGGCCGUGUCCAAACUUUGGGGAAAACACAAGAAUAAACCCGAUAUGAACUAUGAAACAAUGGGCCGAGCGCUCAGAUAUUACUACCAGCGUGGAAUCCUGGCAAAGGUGGAGGGUCAGCGGUUGGCUUACCAAUUCAAAGACAUGCCAAAGAACAUUCGGGUCAUUGAGGAUAACGAUGAAGGUGAAGACAGCGAGGGCAUGUUGUCCAGCCAGCAGGGUCCCGAAAUGCUGGGCACCAACACUAGUGCUGCCUACCAUCCUCAGCAAGCAUACGUCACAAUCAUCCCCAACACCACCACCACCAGGCCCAUUCGUGCCAUGCCUGUGGUCAUGACUAACUCUCUUGGGCAAGUGACAUUAAACUCUUCGGCAAUCCUAACCACCUCUGCAGGAGCCCCAGUUACAGUAGCUAGUGCUAGUGCGCCCCCAAAAUUGGUCAUCCAGACCCUGCCCACCAUGCUUCCGUCUGGUUCCAAAACAGGUGAUAAAAUCACAAUCAUCACGAUCCCAGCCAACCAACUUGCCACACUCAUGCAGGCAAGUCCGUCAAGCCAGGUGACUCAGCUCGUACAGGCCAAACCUGUCACAACACAUCUAGCGCAGGCUGUCCCAAAGCCAGCAACAACCCCUACCGUCCAUCUAGCAGCAGGCACACCAGUGCCACAGCUUAUCCUAGCCAAACCGCAGCUCACGGUGCAACAUGUCCAAAGUCCUACCCAGCUCAAGGAGUCACAUUCUGAGGUAUCGACCCUCUCCAGUCAGCCAGUAGCACCAGAAGAAAGCCCAACUUCCUGAGAAGUCAAUCCUCAGGUGGGAUGCUCUCGGGGGGGAAUGACUGUAAAUACUGCAGAAGGAAGGCAAGUCAUAUCAAAUCCACCUCCUGGACCCACAAGAGAGCACUUUGACUGGCUGCUCUCAUCGAGGACAAAUUGCAACCCCACAAAAGAGGAAUGGAACAGGUGUGUGAAAAAACUUGCUCAAAGAAGAUGGGCAGCCUUAGAUUGCAAAUGAAACAUUUGCAGUCAAACAGUAUGUAAACUCACCGAGAAAAAAAAAUUGUAAAUGGAAAUCUACAGAGCAUUUUGAUACACAGCAGGUAUUUUUUUCUUCUCCUAGACUAAGUUUGUUUGGUUGAUUUCAUCUGUUUUUCAACCGGUUCUUGUCUGAAGAGUUUUGUCCUUACCUUGCACUGUUAAAUACACUGCUCUUUUUUUUUUUUACUGCAAUUUAAAAGGGAGUCAAAAGAUGUCAAAAUCCAAAUAAGGUAGAUUUGUG
Molecule: messenger RNA, 2403 nt
Organism: Hippocampus zosterae (dwarf seahorse)
Lineage: Eukaryota; Metazoa; Chordata; Actinopteri; Syngnathiformes; Syngnathidae
Product: ETS-related transcription factor Elf-2-like
Exons: 9
Coding region: 310-1923 (537 amino acids)
Biological process (GO): regulation of transcription by RNA polymerase II; cell differentiation
Cellular component (GO): nucleus
Molecular function (GO): sequence-specific DNA binding; DNA-binding transcription factor activity, RNA polymerase II-specific
Source: RefSeq, a predicted model, not a curated record